CCCACAGUCAUGCGUGUACAGAGCUGGUUAGUGAGUGAACACAAACAGACGAACGGUACCGAGCUGUUGUAAAGAAUGUGACAGCAUCUUUUUUAUUUAAGUCUCAAAACCUCGUCGCCAAAUUUUUUUUGGCAUAUUUUUUCUCACUGAUAUUGUGUUGAAGAAGUCAUGGAGCCGAUAACGAAGUGGGCGCCGAAGCAAGUUGUCGACUGGAUGAAAGGUUUGGAUGACAGCCUGCAGCAGUAUGUGAGCAACUUUGAGCGGGAGAAGAUCAGUGGGGAGCAGCUACUGAAGAUCACACAUCAAGACUUGGAGGAGCUCGGCGUGGCCAGGAUUGGACACCAGGAGCUGGUGCUGGAGGCUGUCGACCUGCUCUGUGCUCUGAACUAUGGCGUAGAGACGGACAACUUGAAGACUCUGGUUGUGAGGAUGAGAGCUGCCACCAACAGUCUCCACAUGGCCACGUCUGAUCGCAGAAAAAGCCCAGCAUAUGAAGGCAGCAUGUCUCGCAAGCCACCCAACGACUUCCUUACUUCUGUGGUGGAGCUGAUUGGAGCUGCAAAGAGCCUCCUGGCUUGGCUUGACAGGACGCCUCUUACAGGGAUCAGUGACUUCACAGCCACCAAGAACAAGAUCAUUCAGCUGUGCCUGGAGCUCACCACCACAGUUCAACAGGACUGCAGUGUUUACGAGAUGGAAGAGAAGAUCCUCGAAGUUUCGAAGAUUUUGAACAGCAUCUGUGAUCAGACCGUGAGAACCACCUCUGACCCCCUGAUGAGCCAGUCGGCCUGCUUGGAAGAAGUCCAGUUGACCAACAUCAAGCCUGGAGAGGGUUUGGGGAUGUACAUCAAGUCUACUUACGAUGGGUUACAUGUCAUCACGGGAACCACAGAGCAUUCACCUGCAGACCUGACCAGGAAAAUCCAUGCAGGUGAUGAGGUGAUCCAGGUUAACCAGCAGACAGUGGUGGGCUGGCAGCUGAAAAACCUGGUUGUCAAACUGAGGGAGGACCCCAAAGGUGUGGUUCUCCUCCUCAAGAAGAGGCCCACUGGCACAACAGGUUUCACCCCUGCCCCGCUCAAGAACAUGCGCUGGAAGCCCCCUGUACCUCAGAACAAUUCCUCCUUGAUCAGAGCCCAGUCUCCCUGCGGCUCAGCUAACGGAACAACCAAAAAAGAGAAGCCAGCUAUCCUGGACUUGUACAUCCCCCCUCCCCCUCCAGUACCAUACACCCCACGAGAGGGGAGAACAGACUCCUUCUCCAGCAUUAGUAAAAGACCAAAGGGCUCUGAGUCACCCAACUCCUUUCUGGACCAGGAGAGCAGGAGACGCUGCACCAUCGCAGAUUAUGAGAAGCUAAGCAUCGGCUGUCCCAUCACGGCCAACGUGAUACAGCCCAGAAUGAGAGAGCACAGGCCUUCGCGUGGAAAGCCCCGGCCUCUGUCCAUGCCAGCGGAUACUUGUGUUGGAGUGGUAGAUCCCUACGCCAAGCCCUGGGCACAGGGAAGGAAAGGUGAAGACCUGCUGUACAGAUACUUGAGCAAUGAGAGGAUUCCCACCAUAGCAGAGGAGGUGCCCUCAGUGUCCCCCCCCUACAGGCCUGCGGGGGAACGUCACCUGGUCAGAGUGGAUCACAUCCGGGGCAGCCGUUACUACUCCAACUCAGACCUCCACAACAGCGCUACCAUCCCUUACCAGGAGGACAUGAAGAAGGCCCCCAUAGCCCCUGUCUCCAAGCGCACGACAGCAGAACGCUCACUACUGGGACCUGACUGGCACUCUAGCAGUGACUUCCUCAACCGGUAUAAUCAGCCACAUAUACGAUCCUGGUCCUUCUCUCAAGCAGCUGCCUUCCCCAUAUCUGUCUCCCCAUCUAUGGCUGCUGAUGACUACAACCCAGUCUCCCUCCGACACAAAUCCAAGAAGAAGAGCCGAGGAGGCAAUGGUACGAUGAGCAGAAGACGAGUCUCGGUCAAAGAGCUGGGUCAGCCAGACCACCAGGGCUGGCUGUACAGGAAGAAAGAGAGCAAAGGCUUCCUGGGUAUCAAAUGGAAGAAAUAUUGGUUUGUGCUGAAGAAGACAGCUCUCUACUGGUACAGCAACAAUCUGGCAGAAAAAGCCGAGGGCUACAUUGACCUCACCAACUUCAUGAUCGAUAGAGCCAUAGAGUGCAAGAAGAAACAUGCAUUUAAAGCCUGCCACCCACAAGUCAUGAUGUUUUAUUUUGCUGCGGAAAGCCAUGAGGAGAUGAACGUAUGGCUGAAUAAGCUUGGCCUAGCUUCCAUUCAGUAUGAGCCAACAGAACAAAACCCUGCAGCCGAGUGUUAUAGUGAAGCCAGUGACCAUGAAGAGACUGAAAGCACGGAGAUUCCCCCUCCACCAUACUCUGAACAGACUCUGCGGGACUCUGUGGAUGCAUCUGCACCGCUUGGUAGCACACAUCAGGGUACCCUUCCUCCCCCUUACUCCUCCACAGUCCCCAGCGAAGUAAACGGUUCACUCUCCUCACCCGUCAGUACGAUGACAUCGCAGGGCUCCGCCUCCUCGCUCUCCAAGCACCGGCAGUCCUGGUUGGACCUGGUCUCGCAGGCGUCUCCUGCUGCUGGGGAAACAGCAGUGGUGUGCUCAGCUCAAGUACACUCACAUCAACCUCCACAAGAGGAGACAGAAGAGGAGGAGGAAGACUCCCAGGUGUUGGAGAGCUCAGCUCCCCAGGGCUCUUCAGGAACAGGGUCUAAUGAGGAAAGCCCUGCUGCAGAGGGGGAGGCACAGAGGGAUGCUUUAGGUGCUCAAGAUGAAGGGAAUCGUGGGAAGAGCUCAGAUGAGAUGGAGACGCUGUAUAAUCAUCUAAAAGAGGCCAGCCUGUCGCCGCUAGGAGAUCGUAAACCAUCCACAAAAAGGGAAUUCAGGGCGUCCUUCAUAAAACGCUGUAAAAACCAUACCCUCAAUGAUAAACUGCACCUUAUCAGGGCACUCAACAGCACAUUAAAGUCAAAAGAAGCGGACCUACAGGCAAUAGAACAGGUGCUGUGUGACCAGGAGCUUACUUCACACAAGUUCAGAGAAUGGAAGGAGGCCAAUGCGCUCUUGGUGCAGGAAAUCUGUGUCAGAAAGGACCAGCAGGUGGCAUCAGAGGCCACAAAAGCUGCAGCAUCAGUCAGUGCUGCUCCAGUAGUGGAGACCAGUUUAUAAAGACUCCUCAUGACUGUUUUUGUACUAUGUCUGGACUCUGAGGACGUCACCCUCACAUACUUUGGAUACACACACACACACACACUGAUGUUUUCAUUUGAGACUACUUUUCCAUGACAGCGGACUCUAAGUGCUAUUCAACAACUAACUGGAUCAGUGAAGAAGAGUGUUUUUAGUUCCUAAAUGGAGAUGACGCAGACAGUAUAUGAAUAGCAGGUCACAUUAAAAUGUGAAACGUGUUUUAGUAUUACUUUUACUGUUUGUUUUCAUUAUGUAAUUCUGUGAACCUAUGCAUAAAUUGUUUUAAAAUGUGGAAUGAUGGAGUACGUUGAAAUAAUAGAUCCAUUGUUCUCUGCAUGGAAAACACUCGUUUUUACAACAUGUUUUAUCUUUUUUGAUUUCAUCAGUGAUCAAAGUUUUUUAUCUGUUUUCAAUCUCUUAUUGGUGCCAUGCACCAUCACAGCCUGUUACACUUGCAUUUCACAGAACUUGUUGGAAAUGAUUUGUGCAUGUUGUUUGCCCCAGAAAUUACAUCACCACACUUAACAUUAAGACUUCCCAGACAGAAAAGCUCAAUUUCAGCAGUAGGCUGUGUGGUUUUGUGUUCUACUAAACCAAAACAAACUGUUUCAAAUGAAGAGUUCCAACCAUAAUGACAAACAACAAACAUUGACAGCAACAGAAAACUUCAUAUAUAUUUUAUUACAAAUGUGAUAAAUACUUUAUUAGUAACCAGUGUCAUUGGACUUGAGACAGGAUUUAGUACAAUCAUUUGCAUGUAAACAUAGGAUGCAUGGUAGACAAUUCUCAGGAAAAAAAUGAAAUUGGGCCAGCAAACCCAAACCCUGUACCGGUACAACAUAAGCAGAUGAGUAGGAGGUCAUACAGUUAUAUACAUCAGGCAUUAUGUGACUGUGCCCAGCCACACCUCCAGAGAGCAACAAGAAGCUCAGGUCACUAGAGGGGUCCUGACAGACCUACUGGUAGUGACCCAACCAAGCUCAAGGCACAAAGAUGCAUUUUUUUCUGAAUUCAUCUGUUGUGUGUGUUGAAUAGACUAUGCGUAAAUAGUUGUAAAUGGAUGUGUGAUGUUAAUUCUCUUUGAUCUCUUCUGGUAUGAAUGUGAGUGUGAUUGCUUGUAUAUAGGGAAAUAAAGUGUUAAAUGAUUGAA
Molecule: messenger RNA, 4363 nt
Organism: Seriola aureovittata
Lineage: Eukaryota; Metazoa; Chordata; Actinopteri; Carangiformes; Carangidae
Product: connector enhancer of kinase suppressor of ras 3-like
Exons: 25
Coding region: 169-3192 (1007 amino acids)
Biological process (GO): regulation of signal transduction
Cellular component (GO): cytoplasm; membrane
Molecular function (GO): protein binding
Source: RefSeq, a predicted model, not a curated record